AUGGCAUCGUCUUUUAUAAAUUCUGAUAAAAAAACAUCAAUCAAUCUGUCAAAGAAUAAUACGAAAAAGGAGAUAUCAGAAUUUAACAUGUGCCCAUAUAAACUACAUUACUCUUUUGGCUUUAAUCCAAACGUCCCUAUAAUAAAUUUAACGACUAAAAAUCGAACAUUAAUUGCGUUCGCUUCUUCACAUAUUGCAAUGAUAUAUGAUUAUAGCUCUAAUGAAAUGUUACCUCUUCAAGGUCAUAAAACUGCUGUUAGAACACUGUCAAGUUCGAACGAUGGUAAAUGGCUAUUGACGGCGGAUUUUGAAAAGGAUUGUGCGGUAAUUAUUUGGGAUACCGAAAUCAAGAUGCCUAUUUGUACUUUAUUCGAGCCUCACGGUAUAAAUGGCUUGACAGCAGCACGUAUCAGUCCAAAUGCAAAGUACAUUGUUACCGUUGGCAAUGAAAAAUUACAAAAAGUUUAUUUUUGGUUGUGGACAUACGGAAGAGAUAAACCAGAUGAUACAUUUGCGUUUUUAGCGAUCGCUGAAUUAUCGGAAAUACAUUUGGAUAGAGUUAAAGAGAUCAGUUUCGACAAUGACUUUCCAAAACGAUUUGCUUUGACUACUGAUCAUCACGAUCAAGAUGAACUUAGUUAUUAUCGGCCGAAAAUAACUGGAAAAUAUGGUCAUUUUGGAAUUUUGAAUAGUUCUGUUUUUAUUACAAAAACGUCGAAUACGUUAACGGCGACAACUACCGGCUUUGUAUUAGUCUGGAGCCACGUUUACACCGUCGAGCAUACUGUAGAAGAUACAAACUUUAAAAAGAAACAUAUCAAAUCGAUAAAAUUACAAACUUGCAAUAUCACUGUAAUUCUCAAUUACGAAGGAAUGAUUGUUACUGGCAAUUCUAAUGGACGAAUUAAUUUUUACGAUAAUGAAUUAAAACUUUUGUAUUGGUGUCAAAAUCGUGAACUGGAAUGUAUUCGAUCGAUCAGUUUCGAUUUAUGCUCUAAAUUACUUGGCCCUGUAUACAUUAUCAGUGAAACAGAUAUCGAAUUGAGUGAUGGAAACAGCACGGACGAAUUAAAAAGCGAAAUAGAAUAUGAAUUUAUGGAAAAUUUUGUAAGCCAAGAAGAAAAUGAUACUUAUCAAGAUGUUAAAUAUUUGAAUGAUAAGAUGGAUAAAAAAUUGUCAUAUUUAACUGUAAAUAUAGAAUCUAUUCCAAAAUAUUACUACGACCAGAAAAAUUCAAUAUACGUAGCUACCGACGCGACCCUACAACGUUCUAGAUUCAUCGUUAGAAAUAGUUUUGUGUAUAUUGCAAAUUUAAAAUGCAAAUUCAUUUCGAAACAUUAUGCUGCUCAUAUAACGAGUUUAGAUGCACAUCCGGAAAGUACUUAUCUUAUCACGGGAAAUAGAGAGAGUAUUUUAAGUUUAUACGAUUAUGAGAAAUGUAGUUUGAUUAUAUCCAGAAAAGUUCCAGAUCUACCAAAUUUCGAAACGAUUUUUAAUGAUCAAACGAAAAAGAAUCAAAUAAUUUAUAUUAGCUGUCCACAAACGCAUGAAAGUUUGACUGCCAUUACUGCCCUCAAAUAUUCUCCAACAUCUGAUUUACUUAUCUGUGGUAUGGAAAAUGGUACUUUAUGGGUAUUACAUCCACUAACAUUGGAAUUAUUAGAUGAAUUUCCUUACAAACAUUCGUCUCAAUCUAUUCGUAUUGUUGCCUUUACCAAAUGUUCGACUUACAUGGCUUAUUCCGUUAAACAAGUGUUAUUUGGACCUUCUAUUGGAGACGAUUCAGUUCCUCGACUUUUCUCUUUAGGGGAGGAUAAAGAUCUUAUUGAAUAUGAUUUAAAAUUUAGUGGACCAUAUCCGGAUCCAGGAUUAAAAAUUUUACAGAUAGAUCGAAUUGAAUCAAAAGCUACUCCUCUGUACAUGGAAUGGUAUCCGCGAAUCGGAGUUGAGACUUUUUUUGUGAUAUCGAAUUCUGAAUACAAGUACAAAUUAUUAAAUGAUAUAAUAAGGAUGAUUCGUGGAACUUAUGUGAACGCAACAUUUGGAACGCCUGUACAACGUUUUAAAGUAUCUGACAUUAUGGGAUUUUCAUUGAUCAUAUCAUUAUAA
Molecule: messenger RNA, 2109 nt
Organism: Vespa velutina
Lineage: Eukaryota; Metazoa; Arthropoda; Insecta; Hymenoptera; Vespidae
Product: cilia- and flagella-associated protein 251-like
Exons: 15
Coding region: 1-2109 (702 amino acids)
Cellular component (GO): motile cilium
Molecular function (GO): protein binding
Source: RefSeq, a predicted model, not a curated record